CAUUGAGUCAACAUAAACACAAAAUGGAGGAUGGCGAAGAUCCGGGGAACGCAUUUGCGAUUCCAGAUCUAUGGGCAUCGUCGAGAUACUUUCCAGAGCCCGAAGAUUCGUACGGUUUCUUGUUCUCGCAACUUAAAUUUGACGAUAUCAGUGAGAAACUACCGGAACAGACGCUCAGCCAUGGAGGCAAUGGCGGCUUCUUUGCCUUACCAGAUUUCCCAUUCGAAAACCCAGAAGCUUCAAUCAUCUCUACCAGCACGCCGCCGCCUCUGAGCGAAAGGGGCGAGGAAAUAAACAAUGACGAAGGCGACGGAUAUGUUGAUAUAUGGUCGUUUGCGCCCGAGGAAGAGCUGAAAAGCGCAAAUUAUCUCACAUGGGAUGCAUUCGAUGAGCAGAGGGAGGAGGCGCCACAAACCUGUUACGUCUCAGAAGGAGGGCCGCAACUAUUCGACGCCGCAGUUGCCGACGACACAAACCCCCUCCAAAUCGACAACCAAGAUGCAGUUGUUGUCAGCGGGUCAACAUAUGCAUCAUCACUUCUAGCGUUAGGCCUAGGCAGGGACUCGGUGCUAUUCACCUGGAACGAAGAAACAAAAGACUUUGAAUGCACACUCAAAUCCGUCCGUACAUCCGGUUGCACCACCGAGCUCACCCACGAUAUCACAGCGCUCUUCCUCCACUGCGGCAACACCACCAAAGCCCUGCGCUCAUUCACCAACAAAACCUACCACAAACACCGCUCACCCGGCCGCAUCGCCCUAGCCGACGCCAUAUCCACAGUCCUCUCAACCCUGCAAUCACACCUCAACAUCCCCGCCUCCUCCCUCCAAAGCAUCCUCAAACUGCAAUCCCUCUUCCAGCCUGUCUCGCACCUCCUCACCAUCUUCCACGAGCUCAUCCUCUUCGCCGGGUCCGCCGAGAAUGACGAGGUUAUGCUCUCGAACCUCUUCCAAUACAUCGAGCAGACCGAGCAUAGGACGGACUCGACACAGACUAUCCUCCUCGAAGUGCUUUCACGCGUCUCCCGCCCCUUUCUGGAUUUCGCGGGGGAAUGGCUCGGUAUCCAGCGCGAAACGGGGAUGCCUCUAGUCAAGGGUAGCGUGGGGAAGAGUUUUGUUAAGGCGGAGGAUAGACUCUGGAUCGAUGAGCAUGGGAUGGAAAUCCGGACUCCUGAUUUCGUGCUUGAUGAGGCGAGGGUCCCGUCAUUUAUGCCGGAGGAGGAUAUGCAGAUCUUAUUCGAGGCGGGACAGAGUCUGAGGUUGCUGAGGGAGCAUCAGCCUGAGCAUCCGUUGGCGAGGGGUGAUAUCGUCACCGCCGCCGCUGCGAAGCCUGUGUUGGAGUGGGAAUUCUCAUGGCAGAAUAUCGAGGCGAUUGGGGAGAGGGCUAGGCAGUACGAGAAGGACCUCACAGCUGCGAUAGAGAAAUACUCUACAUCCGGCCACACACCCCCAGCGCUACGCCUCGCACCACCAGCCGAGAAAAAGGAAGAACUCAAUCUCUUCGGCAAACCCCCCUCAGAAAUGGAAGCCCACCUCCUCGCCUCCAUCACCACCCUCACCACCGCACCCCUCACCCCAUCUUCAACCCUCACCACCCUCCUCACAAACCACCUCACCGCCUCCCCCACCCCCUCCACCUCUCACCUCACCCACAACCCCACCUCCCUCCCCCUCCCCCUCCCCCUAACCCCCCACCUCUCCCUCACCCCCCUCCUAACCCCCCUCUCCACACACCUCUCCCACGCAACCCUCACCCUCCUCCUCGCCUCCAACCUCUCCACGCACCUCAGUCUCCACAGGUCUUUCUCCCUCCUCGGCUCCGGGGUUUUCGCAUCCCGUCUCGCGCACGCGCUGUUCGAUCCCGAUUUAGGGACUGCGGAACGGCAGCGCGGGGUGGUGAGGGAGGGGGUUAUGGGGUUACGUCUUGGUGGUCGCGGUCGUCAGAAGGGGUCUGGGGGGCUAGGGGGGGAAGGAAGUUGGCCGCCUGGGGGUUCGGAGUUACGACUCGUCCUAUCUGGGGUGUUGAGUGAGAGUUACGCCGCCACCACUCCCCGCGCUCCCUCACGACCAUCUACAUCAUCCUCCUCCUCCCCGCCGGCAUUUGAGAUAGGUGGAAGGGUGAGAGCCUACACCGCACCCACCCUGCUCCCAGGCGACCUCUCCUUCGGGGUCCGGCACAUGACACCCCCCGAGAUCUCCGCCUGUCUCGAUCCCUCCUCCCUCUCCGCGCUCGACUUCCUGCGGUUAGUCUACCACCCACCCGCGCCGCUGGAUGCGGUGAUCACGCCGGAGAGUUUGCAUAUGUAUGACCGUGCUUUUUGCGCGUUGUUGAGGUGUUUGAGGGUGCAGUUUGUGAUGGGUGAACUGUUUCGCGCUUCUAAGACUUGGGAUAGUAGUAGGAGGGGUAGAGGGGGGGUGGGGAGAGGAGAGGGGAGAACGGCGGCGAGGUUUAGGAAUGAGGCGCAGCAUUUUGUUAAUGCGAUUUGCUCGCAUUUUGAGUCUGGUGUUACGGCGGCGUGGGGGGUGAUGGAAGGGAAGAUGAGGGAGGUUGAAGACCGUUUACAGCCUGGGGGUGUGGGGUUGGCGGCUGGGGAGGGGGUGGAGGGGUUGAGGAGGUAUCAUGAGAGAGUGCUAGAGCGAAUGAUGGGUGUUCUCCUCCUUCGAGGCAGACAAUCCGUGGUGCGAGGCGUGUUGGAGGAGGUUCUUGGGUGUGUGCUUGGGUUUGGGGGGUGGGCUGCUAGUGCGAGCGCUGCGAGCCGUACAACUGAAAAUGGGGAAGGGGAUGGGGAAAAGGGGGUGGAGGAGUUGUAUAAGACUUUCAAGAGUAAAGUCAAAGUGUUCAUAACCAUCUGCCGCGGGAUGGAGGAGAAGAAAGGAGGUGUCCUAGGGGCUGAGGGGGGAGGGAGAGGGAAAGGGGGUGGAUAUGGAGGGAGAGGGGGAUUGUUUGAUCUCGAGGAGGUGGGGAGGGGGGAUGUGGUUGGGGGGUUGUUGGGGAGGUUGGAGGGGUCGGGGUAUUAUUGUUGA
Pseudogymnoascus verrucosus is the source of this 3023-nucleotide messenger RNA. RefSeq lists its product as uncharacterized. The record is from RefSeq and is a predicted model, not a curated record. Gene Ontology annotation, cellular component: spindle pole; centrosome; gamma-tubulin complex. Gene Ontology annotation, biological process: spindle assembly; meiotic cell cycle; microtubule nucleation. The coding region runs from base 24 to 3023 and encodes 999 amino acids. Lineage: Eukaryota; Fungi; Ascomycota; Leotiomycetes; Thelebolales; Thelebolaceae. The transcript has 2 exons. Gene Ontology annotation, molecular function: microtubule minus-end binding; gamma-tubulin binding.